AUGAAAGCUGCGUAUUUUAUCUGUGGACUAUUCGUCCUUCUAAACUUGGCCUCUAGUGAUGAGCGCAACUUCCGAUUUUACUUCGCUGAUUUUGCGGUUACAUAUAGGGUGACGGACAUUUUUGAAAAGGUCCCGGAAUGUCAUCUGGAUCAAUUAAAUAAUCGGAGUUACGUUAACAUCGAAAUGAGGCUUAAUCGAAAUGUUGCAGACGUAGGUGUUCGUGCUGUUAUGGAUUUUUGGAAGCCAAACACUCAGAAAAAAAUGAGAUUGUACGAUAUUCGUGUGGAUGCAUGUGCCUUGCUGAAAACUUUUCACAAAAACAAACUUUUAAACACCUACGUGAAGAGCUUAAAAAAACAUACUAAUGUCAAUUUGAUGUGUCCAUUUAAAGCGAACUUUACGUACAAGUUGGUAGAUUGGUUUUUAGAUGAGCAGGAUUUUCCACCGUAUGUACCCUUAGGUAAAUUUCGUACAAAUACGGAAUAUUUCACCCAAGAGCGAUUGGUAACACGUAUUGUUGCACAUGGCGAGAUUUUGUCCAAAAAAUAA
This is a messenger RNA of Drosophila ficusphila, 549 nucleotides long. RefSeq lists its product as uncharacterized. Bases 1 to 549 code for a protein of 182 amino acids. Lineage: Eukaryota; Metazoa; Arthropoda; Insecta; Diptera; Drosophilidae. The transcript has 2 exons. The record is from RefSeq and is a predicted model, not a curated record.